Molecule: messenger RNA, 1794 nt
Organism: Mesitornis unicolor (brown roatelo)
Lineage: Eukaryota; Metazoa; Chordata; Aves; Mesitornithiformes; Mesitornithidae
Gene: IL1RAP
Product: interleukin 1 receptor accessory protein
Exons: 10
Coding region: 1-1794 (597 amino acids)
Biological process (GO): signal transduction
Molecular function (GO): interleukin-1 receptor activity
Source: RefSeq, a predicted model, not a curated record
AUGGUUGGGGUCCUGCUGGUUACACUCUGGCUGUACAUGGUCACACUUGGCAGCGGAUCUGAACGCUGUGACGACUGGGGUGUGGACACCAUGAAACAGAUCCAGAUUUAUGAUGGGGAACCUGCCAAGAUCAAAUGCCCCCUUUUUGAGACCUUCUUGAAGUAUAACUACAGCACAGCCCAUUCUGCUGGCUUAACCCUCAUCUGGUACAGGAUCGGGCAGGACCGGGAUCUGGAGGAGCCCAUUAAUUUUCGUCUCCCGGACAAUCACAUCAGUAAGGAGAAAGACACCCUUUGGUUCUGGCCUGCUCUUCUCAAUGACACUGGGAAUUACACGUGCAUGCUCAGAAACACAACCUACUGCAGCAAAGUUGCAUUUCCCUUGGAGGUUGUUCCAAAAGACCAACGCUCUUGUGUGAGCCAUUCGAUAAAACCCACUGAGGAGAUGUUCUACUUGGAACACACCAAUGAGAAGAUCAUAUGUCCAGAUAUUGAUGGGUUUUACCCUGCUAGUGUAACGCCAACUGUCAAGUGGUACUUUAAUUGCAACUCUGUAGAUGGCUUCAAUGAGCGAUACCCCCAAGGACCCAGGCUUGUCAUCGGCAUCGUCCGCAGUGUGUACGAAGGGAAUUACACUUGUAUUGUGACAUUCAAGGACCACGGAAGAACCUACAAUCUCACCAGAACCAUAAAGAUGAAGGUGGUGGGAUCUCCAAACAAGGCCUUGCCACCACAAUUCGUCUCUCCAAAUGAGAAAGUUGUCUACGAACUGGAAGCAGGAGAUGACCUUGUUCUGUCCUGUGAGGUCUUCUUCACCUUCCUGAAGGACUCCCGAACUGAGGUGUGGUGGACCAUAGAUGGUAAAAACACAGAUGAUAUCAUGGACACCAAGAUAAAAGUCACACAAAGUGAAAUUACUAGAGAUUUUGAAGACAAAACUGUCAUAAGGACUCUAACAGUUGCAAAAGCCACAUCAGAGGACUUGAAACGGAAUUACACGUGCUAUGCCAGAAACGCCAAAGGCGAGGACCACAGCCAGGCCAUAGUGCGAAUAAAAGUAGUAGCACCAAAGUACACCGUGGAGCUGGUCUGUGGCCUGGGGGCAACCAUCCUGCUUGUUGUGGUGCUGAUCGUCAUCUAUCACGUUUAUUGGCUUGAGAUGGUCCUCUUUUACCGGGCGCAUUUUGGAACAGAUGAAACCAUUCUAGACGGGAAGGAGUACGACGUGUAUGUGUCCUACGCACGCAACGCGGAGGAGGAGGAAUUUGUGCUGCUGACGCUGCGGGGAGUCUUGGAGAAUGAGUUUGGGUACAAGCUGUGUAUCUUCGACAGAGACAGCCUCCCAGGGGGAAUUGUCACAGACGAAACCCUGAGCUUCAUCCAGAAAAGCCAACGUCUGCUUGUUGUCCUGAGCCCCAACUACGUCUUGCAGGGGACACAGGCCCUGCUGGAGCUCAAGGCUGGCCUAGAGAAUAUGGCCUCGAAGGGCAGCAUCAAAGUCAUUCUAGUGCAGUACAAAGCCAUCAAGAAGAGCAAAGUGAAGGAGCUGAAGCAGGCCAAGGCGGCCUUGUCUGUCAUUAAAUGGAAAGGCGAGAAGUCCAAGUUCCCAAAGGGCAGGUUCUGGAAGCAGCUGCAGGUGGAACUGCCAGUGAAAAAAAUGAACAGGAGAUUGAGCUUUGAUGGGCUCAUGCGUAUCCCUGAAAAAUGUUUGAUACCAUCAGAAAACAGAAAACAGACCCCCAAAAUCCAUGGGUUAGGCAAGGGAGUUGGCAGGAACUCAGGGUUUUUGCCAUGA